This is a messenger RNA of Drosophila ficusphila, 2011 nucleotides long. RefSeq names its product multivesicular body subunit 12A (gene Mvb12). The record is from RefSeq and is a predicted model, not a curated record. The transcript has 6 exons. Gene Ontology annotation, cellular component: cytosol; ESCRT I complex. The coding region runs from base 260 to 1333 and encodes 357 amino acids. Lineage: Eukaryota; Metazoa; Arthropoda; Insecta; Diptera; Drosophilidae. Gene Ontology annotation, biological process: endosome to lysosome transport via multivesicular body sorting pathway; viral budding; virus maturation.
CAGUGUAUUUUUUUUUGUUGUUUGCCAAACAAAAGAAGAAGUCGGCGUAGGGGACAGGAGCGGCGAUAAUUGUUCUAUUAAAUGCAAUUUAUGUCUGGCCGGUCUGCAGAAAACUCCGAAUCGUCAACUCUUUGAGUCAUCUUGGGGCCCUUGGGAGUCAAAGGUGCCCGGGAAUCGUACUCCGAACCCGAACCGCUCCAUCGGGAAUUAUAAACUUUGUACCUUUCUCUGGGAAUUUACUCCGCCAGGCAACUUUGCAAUGAACAAGGUGGGCAAGCACAUCCAAACCGGCAUCUCAGGACUGGGCAGCGACGGAUCGCCUAACUUGUCCGCGUCGGCCCUUUUGGGAUCCCCGCUGGAGGCGGCCAAUGGAUCGGGAUCGGGAUCGGCUGCCACCACAAAUGUGUUCAGCUCCAUCAUGAGCUUCCUGCCAGACAACCGGCCCAUCACCUCGCUGCACAUCGUUGAGGAUUUCGAGCGAUGCCCGAAAAACUUUAGUGCCAUAAACCGCACCUAUGACCAGGACUCGGAUGCGGACCUGUGGCGCGACUACAGUCUGUUUGGGCGCCAGAACACACGCUAUCUCUGCCUGUCCAAGUCCGAGGGCCUGCCCGAAUACGUCGUGGAGACACUACAAGUCAUUGCGGAUAAGACGGCGCCGCCUAAGGAGUUCUCGCAGGUCUCCCGCACCGCCGAUAGCGACCAGAAAGCAUGGCGCAAGCGGCAGAUAAUCUACAAGCUGUCCAAGCGCGGCACUGUGACCCAGGCGGUCACCGACAUCAUUCUCUGCUCCAAGCUGAAGGCGGCCCCCGAUGGCUUCAAGCUGGCCGGCGACAUCAACGGGGUGCUCAUCUGCUACAAGACGAGUGCGAUUCCCGUGCGCCUGUCGCCACCGGUGCCGGGUGGAGCAGUUCCGGCUCUAGCCACCUGCGAGGUGGAGCAGGCCCUUAACCGCCUUAACCUCCAGGGGCAGCGCAACUCACGCGGACCACUGCCUCAGCCACCGACUGAACACCAUGACUAUGAGGAAAUUCAGGCAAACUAUCAAAUCAACUCUCCACAGCGACCGGCGCCUCCACGUCCAGCGGGAGGGGGUUCCGGCGGAGGACGCGGUACCUACGGCGGCACCGGCACCCUGGGCACCUACACCGAGCUGGAGGGAGUGCCGUUCGCAAUGGACGUCAGGCUACAGCGCAGUCAAGCUGCAUCUGAUAUACCCACACUGCCAGAAAUCUCCACGUUGCUUAAGUCCCUGGACUAUGACUUUCAAUUGGAACGUCAGAUCUUAUGCACCAUGAAGUCAUCGGCAUCGAAGAACCCGUUCUUCAAGUAGAUCGCAAUAGCACGAGGAAACGUCGCAAAUUGAGCGUUAAGCAAUAUAUACAACAAAGCAACAGUACCGGAAGCGAGUGGAAUUUAUACUUAGUUUAGCGUAAGCUUCAUCAGAUCUGAUGCGCAUGUGGCCGCUGCCAUGGUUAACCCAAUAGUUGUUUAGUUGGAUUCAGUUCUAAGGACCCUGGCCCGUUAGAGUAAAAUAUGUGUAAUAUUCCUGUGCCUUUGAUGUGUAUCUACUUUUCGUGGCCGCUUGAGGAGCAGUCACGCACCUUAGUUUUGUAACACCCCUCAUUGGAAACCAACCGAAGCAGAAUCCUACCUAUUUACAUCAUAGAAAUCAUUCAUAUACAUGCAUCGAUUAGCCCCGAAUUGUGAUCAGAAGAGCCAGCGAAAUGUUUUUCAAUUAUUUUAGAAGCGCUACAUCAGAUGGCUUUACGUGUACGCAACACACACUUAUGUAGAUUUCGAUCGGCCCGCGCAUAAGAUAUAUAGUACACCUACCACAUAUGUCUAUUGAUGUAAUGUUAAUGUUGAAAGAAAUUUAGAAAGGCGAUUGCUAAUAUCGAACCUAACUUUAACCUAGAACAUACAAGCAUAUAUCUGAUAUAUAUUAUACGUUUAUAGGCCACUUAGCACUUAAAACCAGUUGGUUUUUAAAUAUAUAUAUUACAUAUUA